CUCUCUUUCUCUCUCAGAAAAGAAACAAUUGCGAUAAAGACGACGACGACGACAUAUUGAUGCUCAACUAAACCUCCCAGAGUGAGACCCAGAAAAAGAUCUCUGCCAAUGUAGAAUCUGUGUUCCUUCACCGUUGCUCGCCCACUCUUCUUCUUCCUUUCUACCACUAACCACUCUCUCUCUCUCUCUCUCUCUGUAACGCUCCUCACAUCUGCUCCUUGGCGCCGUCUUCUUCCAUGGGUCCCACCAUCUCCACUCCUCCCCUCUCCACCAUUAUUAUAUCUAUAUAUGCGAAUUUGGAGCCCCCACCCCCCAACACCUAAUUCCCACCUUUUUUCUCUAAUAAAAAAAAAAUUCUUUUCCCUCAGUAAACAAGCUGGGACUGCCAAUUCUCCAGUUUUCCAUUUUUAAUUUAAUUUUUCUUUCCAACAAAUUCGUGGCGAUACAUGAACCCCGGCGAUGCCUACCCCCGUCGGAGUAGCAAGGCAAUGCUUAACUUCGGAGGCAGCUCACGCGCUCGACGAGGCGGUCGCUGUGGCUCGGCGCCGCGGACAUGCCCAAACCACUUCACUCCAUGCCGUCUCCGCUCUCCUUUCGUUGCCGUCUUCAAUCCUUCGCGACGCCUGCGGGCGUUCCCGGAGCUCUUCCUACUCGUCUCGCCUGCAAUUCAAAGCCCUGGAGCUAUGCCUGAGCGUGUCCCUGGACCGUGUCCCCUCGGCCCCAGUAGCCGACGACCCGCCUGUUUCCAACUCUUUCAUGGCUGCCAUCAAGCGUUCUCAAGCGAACCAAAGGAGACAGCCCGAGAAUUUCCAUCUCUACCAUCAAAUCUCACAGCAGCCCUCUUCAGUUUCUUGCGUGAAAGUCGAACUUCAGCAAUUGAUAUUGUCGAUACUUGACGACCCCGUUGUGAGCCGGGUGUUCGGAGAAGCGGGUUUCCGAAGCCCCGAAAUUAAGCUCGCUAUUCUUCGCCCUCUCCCGCAGCUACUUCGCUAUUCGCGCUCCAGAGGCCCUCCUAUAUUCCUCUGCAACUUAACGGAGCAUCCGGAUCCGGGUCGUCGGAGCUUCACCUUUCCAUUUGCCGGAUCGUCUGGGUUGUGUGACGGGGACGAGAACUACAAAAGAAUAGGAGAGGUGCUCUCCAGAGGCAGAGGCAGGAAUCCUCUGCUUCUGGGUGCAUGCGCGUGUGAUGCUCUUCGGAGUUUCACAGACGUCAUAGAUAAACGAAAGGAUGGUAUUUUGCCUGUAGAAUUAUGUGGGUUGCACGUGAUAUCCAUAGGAAAAGAUAUUUCCAAGUUUGUUGCAGAGAAUUGCGAUGAGAAGGCUAUGAGUUUGAAAUUGAAGAAGAUUGGCCAAAUGGUAGAGCAGUGUGUAGGACCUGGUUUAGUGGUGAAUUUCGGGGACUUGAAGUGUUUUGUGAACGAGAAAGCCUCAGGUGAAGCAGUGAGCUAUGUUGUUGGCGAAUUGGGAAAGUUGUUGGAGCUCAAUUAUGGGAAGUUUUGGUUGAUGGGUGCGGCAGCGAGCUAUGAUUGCUAUUUGAAGUUUGUGGGUAAAUUUCCAUCCGUCGAAAGGGACUGGGACUUGCAGCUUCUACCCAUCACCUCUGUUCGGCCUUCCAUGGCCGAAUCAUAUCAGAAGCCCAGAUCAAGCUUAAUGGAUUCGUUCGUCCCAUUUGGUGGCCUUUUCCCUUCACCUUCUGACUUAGAAAGUCCACUAAGUUGCUCGUAUUAUUCUAUCCCCCAUUGCCUUCAAUGUGGCGAAAGGUUUCGACAAGACGCGGUUGCCGCUUCAGAGGAAAAAUUUUCUGUUUCAUUUCCUGACUCUUGCCGAUCAUUUCCUCCGUGGCUGCGGACUCCUGACCUUGGCUCAGCAAAACCAUUGAAUACGAAGACCACCAAGGAUGAUGGCGUUGUGCGGGUUACGAAUGAACGUGGGCCACCCAAGGAAGUGGACGAGACACGCAGGCACCAUGUCCAGCAACCCCGUGAUGAAAAUACUUGUCAAACUGUCGUGGGUUUUGAAUGCAGAGACAUCAAGAAGACAGAUGUGGACAACAAUCACAGCGGCAAGAUUACUGAUGCGUCAGCAAUUGAGAACAUCGAUCUGAAUUCACGAGUGCCCGACGGUGAGCACAUGGUUUUUACGUCACAAUCAGGCAGUCCUUUUUCUGUUGUCUCCAAGCAGAAAUUCUCGUCAAGACUCUCGGAGAUGUUCCGGAAAGCUGAAGAUCUCCAGUCAGGUGACCUUAGAUCAUGCAACACGUCCGACUCAAGUACGUGUAAUGGUAGUCAAAUGUCUCCUUCAUCUGUAACCACGGACCUAGGCUUGGGAUUAUGCUCUUCCCGCACCACCAACAUAACUAAAAGAACUACUGGCGAACGCAUAAUUCUGAAUGUUGAUCUGUUUGAUCCAAAUGCUUUCCAGCGCGCAACCCUGUCUUCAUCUUGCUCAAGUUUUGACCAUGGUGGACGAGCUGACCUGAGAAAUCCCAAAGUUCUUUUCCAGUCUCUUUUGAAAAGGGUUGGCUGGCAGGAAGAAGCCUUGCAUGCUAUCAUUAGGACGCUAGUUUGCUGCCAAGCAAAAACAGGCAAACACCAGAAAGCAACUCAAAGAGGGGACAUAUGGAUGAAUUUUGUGGGACCUGAUAGGCAUGGUAAAAAGAAAAUUGCUGUUUCUUUGGCUGAGUUUUUGUGUGGAAGCCAAGAAAGUUUCAUUUUUGUGGAUCUAAAUUCAGAAGAAAUGAAAGGAUAUGAUGUGAAACUCAGAGGGAAGACUACUCUUGAUUUUAUUGUGCGGGAGCUGUCCAAGAAACCAUUGUCUGUAGUUUUCCUGGAAAAUGUAGACAAGGCUGAUAUGCUGGCUCAAAAUAGCUUGUCUCAGGCCAUCACGACCGGAAAGCUUACUGACUCGCAUGGAAGAGAAGUUGGUGUGAACAACUCAAUAUUCGUGACAUCUUUUCCAGUUAGCCAAAAUGAUAGCAUCCCGACCAGGGAGUCUUCCAAUUACUCUGAGGAGAGAAUAUUAGGGACGAAAGGUGGGGCAAUCAAGUUAAAAGUCGAGCAACUGGUUGGAGACCUUAGAAGCCAAAGCCUCGCUGUAGUUAGCAAUUCUGCAGAGACUAUUCCCAUUCCAAAUAUAGUUUUUGUAAAUAAAAGAAAAUUGAUUGGUGACAUCAGCGAGUUUCACUAUCAACCUGAUAUUUCAGAUACCGCUAAGAGGGCUCAUACAGCAUCAAACUGGGUGUUGGAUUUAAAUCUUCCAGCUGAACAGAAUGAGAUGCAACACAUGGAUGGUGAAAAUUACGAGCACGUCUCAACUGCGAACCAAAACCUCUGGCUCCAAAAUUUGUAUGACCAGGUCGAUGAAACAGUUGUUUUUAAACCUUAUAAUUUCGAUAUACUUGCAGACAGGUUGCUUAAAGUGAUCAGAAGGAACUUCCACAAAAUUUUUGGAUCUGAGUGUGCGCUACAGAUCGAGGCAGAAGCCAUGGAACAACUACUUGCAGCUGCAUAUGUCUCAGACAGGGACACAGAGGUGGAGGAUUGGGCAGACCAAGUUCUGAGUGGAGCAUUUGCUGAAUUACUGAAAAGGUACAACCUUGGUGCUAGUUUCAUUGUGAAACUUGGCACAUGUCAGGAUCAGGCUUCAGGCGUAUACCUUCCCCCGAAAGUGCUUAUAGACUGAUUGCUUCUAGAAAAUGUGGUCUUUUCCACAUGGAUGUAAAAGCAAGCAUGUAGCAAUAGCAAAUAGCGAACCUAAUUUAGCCUUAAAAUCCCAAUCAUAAUUGUAUUGGGUUUUGUUUCUCUGCGAUGUAGCUGUAUAAAUAUAUAUGUAUUCCGUCACUAGCGUCUGUGUUAUUAUCUACUUCUAGAAAGUUGUGUGGGUUUUAUAGUCAA
Neltuma alba is the source of this 3893-nucleotide messenger RNA. RefSeq names its product protein SMAX1-LIKE 8-like. The transcript is spliced from 3 exons. Gene Ontology annotation, molecular function: ATP binding; ATP hydrolysis activity. NCBI's taxonomy places the organism in Eukaryota, Viridiplantae, Streptophyta, Magnoliopsida, Fabales, Fabaceae. The record is from RefSeq and is a predicted model, not a curated record. The coding region runs from base 460 to 3681 and encodes 1073 amino acids.